AUGGUUCCAUCAUAAGAAAUCUAAUCAUAUAAACUACGGUCAGCUCACCGUAUAGAAAAAGAGUGAUUCACAUAGAAACUCAAUCCACAAAUUGAGAAUAAAAAUAAUCCCAGUGUGAAUAGUACCUUGUUCAAAAUUCGAUUUGAAUACUAAACUAAGCAACUAUUCACAACAUAGUUUCUUUUUUUAAUUAACUAUUCACAACAUAGUUUUCUUUAUCAUUUCUAGAAGCGUAGAUGGGCUGCACAUCAGUACAGGCACAAGCGACUUUCUACAGGCACAGGCGACGUCUCUGGCGAUUUCCGGCGAUGGUUCGGUGACUGGCGUGAUGCCGUUUCUUCAUCUCCCCUUCCCUUGCUGAUCUCCCCUCUCGCCCUCUGUUCCCUAUUCCCCUUCUCGUUGGUUUCCCUCUGCUGUUCCUCUCUUCCUCUUCCCGUCUUGCCCCAUCCAGAUCCCUUUCUCUCGUUUUCUUUGCUGCUGAGUCUUGGGCUCCAUCAGGUUCUUUGCUGCGUCCUCCUGCCUAGGUUUCCCCUUCUUUCUCGCCUCAUCCUCUCAGUCCUCCCUCUCUGAUGCCUGCUUCUCUCUAGGUCUCAUCCCUCCUAGAUCCCGUCCCCGCCUCCUCGUUCCAGCCUGAUUCAGGGCGUCGCCGGCCCUCCGGGCCGGAUCCGGUUUCUCCUCGCCCCCCAUAUUAUCCCUCCAAUUGCUGUCCCCCUCCCUGCUUUUCUACUUCUUUGUGUAGCACCUCCUUUCCCGCAAAAAAAAGAAAAAAGAAAAAGAAUAUAAGUGUAGCACCUCCUCGCACCGGUGGCAUCUCAGUUUCAGACGACGUUCAAGUUCAAGAGACUACGAAUAUCAAUCGGGCAGCGGCGUAUAGCCCUAUUGUGCCUCGGGCGCUAUGAGGGUCAUUGCUUGGAAUUGCCGAGGUAUGGGCCGCGGACUCGGUAAUGAUUGUAUGCUUUUCUUGGCCAACUUGAUUCGUUCCAAAAGCGCAGUUCCCUCUAGAGGUGCUUCGGGAGGUCCCUGGCUUAUGUGGACUGAUGAUCUGAAUAUUACUGUUCAUAGUGCUACCUUCCACUAUAUAUUAGCUAAUGUAGUUCAUCCUGCUUCUGGGGUUCAAUUUUGUUUGAUUUGUAUUUAUGGUGACCCGUACCACAGGCAAACUAGUGCCAUUUGGAGUCAGAUUUCCGCUUUUGUGUAUGAUAAUCUGGGUAUGCCCAUGAUGUGUAUGGGUGAUCUUAAUGACAUCUUGUAUGAUACCGAUGGUUGUAAUGGUAAUGUGAAUUACUUCCGUAUGAAUGCUUUUCGCUCCCUUGUUAAAAAUUGUGGUUUUUUUGACAUAGGUUUUAGUGGUCCAGCGUACACUUGGCGAGGUAACCAACACACUUCUAAACCUAUUUACCGUCGUCUUGAUCAUUCUUUGGUUAAUGCCGAGUGGUGCAUGCAUUACCCUAAUACUAAAGUCCUCAAUUUGCCUAUUAUUCUCAAUGAUCAUGCUCCCAUUUUAGUGUCUACAAAAGGAAAUUUUGUUAAGCCUAAGCAAGCUUUCAAAUUUGAAAAUUGGUGGUUGAUGGAAAGGACUUUGCCAGUUUUGCUAAAUCUGCUUGGAACAAUUGUUCUCUAACCUCUUUUGCUGCCAAGACUUCUUCUUUGGCAGGUUCUCUCAAAGUGUGGUGCAGGAAAAAAAAAGUCUCUACAAUCAGAUCUUUUGGAGCUAGAAGGGAAGAUUAAUCAGCUACAACAACUCCCAUCACAGCAGCAGGACCAUGCAUUGGAGGCUGAUCUCACUGUCAGGUAUGAACAUACUCUCUCUAAGCUGAAUCAGUUUUAUAAACAACGCAGUAAGAAGAACUGGCCUGGGGCUGGUGAUCGCAAUACUAAAUUUUUUCACCAACCUGUUGUUAAGCGUAGAAAACGUAAUACUAUUUGCUCCAUCAAAGAUGAGACUAACAUUCUUCAUUUCAAACCUUCUGCUAUCACCAACACGUUUGUCAAUUAUUUUCGUUAUAUCUUCUCUUCUCCGAACAAUAAUACUGAUAGACCUUAUGUGUCCACCCAGUGGCCGAAUGAUCCUUCGGACCCAACCUAUGCUCUUCCUGAUAAACAUGAGGUUUUGCAAAUUCUUAAAGAUAUGAAGUUAAAUGCUUCUCCAGGGCCAGAUGGUUUUAAUGUUGAAUUUUACCUGGCUGCUUGGGAUUGGAUAGGAGAUGAGAUUACCCAGCUUGUUAUCAAUUUUUAUCUUACUGUUGUUUUGCCUCCUCACAUUAAUGAUACCAGCAUUGCUCUUAUUAAAAUAGAUCUUGCUAAAGCCUUUGAUCGUCUUGAAUGGAGUUUUAUUGUUUCUGCUCUUUCUCGGAAAGGGUUGCAUGGUCAUUUCAUAAAUUUAGUUCAUGCUUGCAUCUCCUCGCCUACGUUUUCUGUUGUCAUUAAUGGGCAGCCUUCUCAAAAAUUCAACAGUUCUAGGGGUAUUCGUCAAGGUUGUCCUAUGUCUCCUUAUUUAUUUGUUAUUGCUAUCAAUGAACUCUCCAUUGCCCUUAAUGACGCUCUUGCUGCUCAUCAAUUACAGGGUAUCUCUCUUGGACCAAAUUGCCCCUCCAUUCACUCUCUUUUAUUUGCGGAUGACUUAUUGGUUUGUGGACAGACCACUUUGCAGGAAGCUCACACCAUGGCUAAUCUUAUAAACCAAUUUUGUGCUAUUUCUGGUCAAACUCCAAACUGGUCUAAAUCUGCUAUUCUUUUCAGCUCUCAUGUUUCUCCUAAUGCUAUGCAAGACAUCAAGCAGAUUUUCCCUGUUUCUUCUUUGGAUGCAAAUUUUACUCAUCUUGGUCAUCCGUUGAUUCUUCCUGCUAAAAACAGAGUUCUUGCUUAUAAUUUUGUUCUGGACAAAUUCUUGCAAAAAUUGCCUUCUUAUAAAGCCAACUUGGUUUCUCAUGCUGCCCGUCUUGAGCUGAUUCGUUCGGUUUUCUCGGCCAUUCCUGUCUACUAUAUGGCUAAUAUCUUGUUCACUAAGAAAUUGAUUGCUAAGCUUACGGCUAUUAUAAGGAAUUUUUGGUGGACAAGUGUUCGACAAAAUGACUCUACAAAGAGUCUUUGUCUUAGAGCAUGGAAAGACAUUUGCAACUCCAAAGAUGAAGGAGGUCUAGGUGUUAGGAACUUGAAGGCCAUCAAUGAAAGUCUGAUUUUAUCUGCUGCUUGGAAGUUAGCUAAAGACCCUUCUUCUCAUUUGUAUCUCGUGCUUAAAGCUAAAUAUUUUCCUAAUGCUUCCAUUUGGACUGCCACUACUACUCCUCCUAAAUCUGCUUUCUGGGCUUCCAUUCUUAAAAUGUUACCUAAGCUUAAAACUCAUUCAUUCUAUCAAAUAACGCAAGGUAACAUUUCUAUUUGGAGCACUCCUUGGUGUAAUAAUUGGAGUUCCAUUCAUGAGCAUCUCAUUCCUCAACAUGCUGGUUUUGUUUACCCGGCCUUGGUUAAGGAUCUUUGGCUUCCAGGUCAAAGGAUUUGGAAUCAAACUCUCAUUUUCUCGAUUUUUCAGCAACCUUUGGCUUCCAUUAUUGUUCAUACUGAUAUUGUUGAUGACGAAAUUCCAGAUUUGUUGUGUUGGGAUCUUACUCCAAAUGGUAUUUGUUCCUCCAAAUCUGCUUACAAAUUGUGUUUACAAGAUAUUCAUGCUAAUCCUAGACAUGCCCCUACUGUUGUACCUUUGGAUUUGAAAAAUCUGCUUAAAAUAUUUUGGAAACAAAAGAAUAUGCUUCCUAGGGUGCAAACUUUUGCAUGGAGACUUUUAAGAAAAGCUUUGCCUACGGGUAUGCGAGCUGGUCGUUUCUCGAUUCAUAUUUCUCAAAUGUGUUGUCGAUGUGGUCAAUCGGAGGAUGAGUUUCAUCUAUUUUUCCUUUGUCAUUUUGCUCGUGCGGCCUGGUUUUCUUCUCCCUGGUUUCUCAAAGCUGAUGUUUUAACCCAAGGCCAUACUACAAUGCAUUCAGUGCUUAUUGCUUUCAUUCAAAGGAAUCACCCACAUGGCUCCAUCCCGAAUAUCCUAAAUUUUCUGUGGAGUCUUUGGAAAGCAAGAAAUUAUUUUCUUCUUGAUAGAAACAAAGCUCUUCCUUAUCAAGUUAGCAUUGCGGCUGGUGCUUUAAAUUUGGAGCCUCAUGAUGUUCUUUCUGGUCUUUCUAUCAAGAAUCAACAGGUUCAACACAUUCCUGCUAGCAAUCAGCUCCCCUUGCCAGGUAAUUCUCUCAGGUCUGAUCUUUUAGUUGUUGGGCCAAAAAUUUACUCUGAUGCAGCUUUCAGAACAAAAAAAGUUCCUGGCCUUCCUCCAGGUGAUGUGGCUAUAGGUGUUGGUAUCUAUAUUUCUCUUCCCUCGGAGCAGGGAGAAAUUAAUAUUCAAAUUCAGGCCUCCGCUUCCUCUACAUCCACUCCUUUGCAGGCUGAAUCUAUUGCUCUUGCUUCUGCUACUAAUAUAGCCUCUCGGCUCAAUAUUAUGGAUGCUACUUUUCUAACUGACUGUCUUACUCUUGCUAAAUGUGCUGCUUUGGCCAACACCUUAGAUCCCUCUAUUCCUUGGAAUAUCAGAAAGGAUCUUGCCAUUUUUUUUUCAAACAUUCUGCAGCUCUUAAUCCUAAAGUGUUUCAUAUUGCUAGAGAAGUUAAUGGAGUUGCCCAUAACCUUGCUCACCAGGUUUUCACAGCGAAUAUCAGAUUUGUUGCUUUGCUCGUAAUCACUCUUCUAAUUCCUGCAAUGUUGUAUCCCUUCUUUCUAAUUUCCAAAUUCCUGGUAUUAAGAUUCACACAGUGCAUUGUUACUAGCUCUUUGCUUCUUGGUUCUCCUCUGUUCAAGAUACUCUGCUUCAUUUGUUCUUGUAGUAUUUCAGUUGCAGGGAUGGACUUCUUCAGGCGCAAGGAGACUUGUUGGUGAAUCUGCAGACUAAGCCAAUGAUUUUGGAGCUCGGCUGGACUACUAUCUCUAUGUUCGAAGUUCUCUUUCUUCUUCAGAACUUGAUGCAAGCUAUUGGAGCCCAAUUUCACUCUGAAGCUGUUGGUCCAGUUGCUCUUGCUGUUGUUUCCAUGGUGUAUCUUUGCACUUUGAGUAGCAGAAGGGCAGUUCAUGCCAUCUUCUUCUUUAGGCUGCCUUCUUAUGUUUAGUCAUGUGGUUCAUCAGAAGGGAUUCUGCUCCCUUCCUGUCUUCUCCGACUUCUAUUCAGCUCUUCUUUCUCA
Messenger RNA from Aegilops tauschii subsp. strangulata, 5207 nucleotides. Lineage: Eukaryota; Viridiplantae; Streptophyta; Magnoliopsida; Poales; Poaceae. The record is from RefSeq and is a predicted model, not a curated record.